GUAAUUAUGAAAUAAGGUAACGAGGAUUAAAAUUGGGCGAUAAAUGAGAGAGAGAGAGAGAGAGAGAGAGAGAGAAUUAAGGGUUGUUGUGUUAUUGGGUUGGAGAUCGAAAUCAACCGCGUGAAGAUGGAAAUGGAAAUUGAUUGAUUGAUUGAUUGAUUGAGGUUUUCUUUGUGAAUUCUGAAUCGAAAUCUCAUGGUCUGAUACUCUCUCUGAUCUGUACAAGUUUAGUGUGCAAUUCUGCUGCAACUGCAAUGUCAUCAUCGGCACCGCCUAAUGUCGAUCUCUUCGAUGCUUAUUUCCGCCGUGCUGAUUUGGAUCGAGAUGGCCGCAUCAGUGGUGCCGAAGCUGUCUCCUUCUUCCAAGGCUCCGGUUUGCCCAAGAACGUCCUCGCACAGAUUUGGGCAUUUGCAAACCAAAGCCAAAGUGGUUUCCUUGGUCGGGCAGAAUUCUACAAUGCCCUUAAACUUGUCACUGUGGCACAAAGCAAGCGAGAACUCACCCCUGAAAUGGUCAAAGCAGCAUUAUAUGGCCCAGCUGCAUCUAAGAUUCCUGCACCUCAAAUUAAUUUCACUGCCACUGCCACUGCCACUGCUGCACCCCCAUUAACUUCCCCCGCACCUACACCUACACCUACACCUACACCUGCACCACAGAGCGUCCCUGUAAACCAAAAUCUUGGACUUAGGGGGGCAGUCCCAAAUUCGAGUGGUAACCAGCAAAACAUUCCUUCUCAAAAUUUGAAUUUGCCUGCUUCUAAUCUUGCUCCCCGUGUUGUCACUCAAGGACUCUCUGGAGCCAUACCUGUUGGUGUAGUUCGCCCUGUGACCCCAAGUUAUGGCUCCACCGGCAAGACGGGCGGAGCUCCAGAUGGAAUGCCCUCUCAAAUUGCACCUAGAGGGAGUAGUCCCGGAUCAAUACCAGAGGGGUUUGGGCUUGCAACGUCUGGAUCAAAUGUUGCACUGGCACCUAGACAGUAUCCUGCCUCAGGCACAAAGCCAUCAGAUCAAGGGGUUAAGGAUUCUAAAUUAAAGGAUACUUCUGUGAAUGAGAUUUCUCCUGAUUCAUUGUUUGGAGGGGAUAUGUUCUCGGCUAGCUCAUUUAAGCCGAAGCAAGAUUCUUCUCUGCAGGGACUUUCUUCUGGUAGCUCUCCGCUUUCAUCAGCUAUUGUUCCUAUAUCUGGAGGGAGCCAGAACUCUAUCAGGAGUAGUACCUCUGAUUCUUUACAGAGCUCACUUGCGACUCAGCCUUUUGGUGCACAGCUUCACCAGGCCCAGCCACUGGUGAAACAGAACCAGCAUGCCCCAGUCCAGUCACCAAAUAUGCUGAAUUCAUCUGGACUUCCAGUGAGAUUGCAGGAUUCUGCUUCCAGUCAACCCCAACCCCCAUGGCCAAGGAUGACUCAGUCUGAUAUUCAGAAAUAUAUGAAAGUAUUCAUGGAAGUAGACACGGAUAGAGAUGGGAAAAUCACUGGGGAACAAGCACGAAACUUGUUUCUUAGUUGGAGAUUACCUAGAGAGGUUUUAAUGAAGGUCUGGGACUUAUCCGAUCAAGAUAAUGAUAGCAUGCUUUCUCUCAGGGAGUUCUGUAUAGCACUGUACCUAAUGGAGCGGCACAGGGAAGGACGUGUUCUUCCAGAAGUACUUCCAAGUAAUAUUGUGCUUGAUUUACCAACUACCGGUCAACCUGCCCCCCUUCACAGUGCUGUAACUUGGGGAAAUCCAUCAGGUUUUCAACAACAGCAAGGGGUGACUGGAUCUGGUGCUCGACAAGUGAACCCUACUGCAGGUCGCCCGCCAAGGCCGGCGGCUCCUGUCCCUCCGUCUGAUGAAGGUCCUCAGAACAAGCAGCAAAAGUCCAGAGUUCCAGUCUUGGAGAAGAACCUCAUUACUCAGCUGAGUUCAGAUGAACAAAAUUCAAUUAAUUCAAAGUUUCAAGAAGCAACAGAAGCUGAUAAGAAGGUGGAAGAACUUGAGAAAGAAAUUGUGGAGUCUAGAGAGAAAAUAGAAUUCUGUCGUGCAAAAAUGCAGGAGCUUGUUAUAUACAAGAGCAGAUGUGACAAUCGUCUUAACGAGAUCGUAGAAAGGAUAUCUGCUGAUAGGCGUGAGGUUGAGAUUCUAGGAAAGAAAUAUGAAGAUAAAUAUAAGCAAGUUGGAGAUUUAUCAUCCAGGUUGACUACUGAAGAAGCCACAUUUCGUGACAUACAGGAGAAAAAAAUUGAAUUGUAUCAAGCAAUUGUCAAGAUGGAACAGGGUGGAAAUGCCGAUGACACUCUACAGGCUCGUGCUGAUCGUAUCCAAUCAGAACUUGAUGAGCUGGUGAAAUCUCUGAAUGAGCGGUGCAAGAAGUAUGGAUUACGUGCAAAGCCCACAACAUUAGUGGAGCUACCCUUUGGCUGGCAACCUGGUAUCCAAGAAGCAGCUGCUGAUUGGGAUGAAGAUUGGGAUAAGCUUGAAGAUAAAGAGUUUGCUGUUGUCAAAGAACUCACUCUUGAUGUGAAAAACAUCAUAGCGCCUCCAAAACAAAAGUUGCCACCGGCUGUGAACAAGAAAGCUUUGGAUGUUGGCAGUCCAACAUUUGCAGCUUCACCCAAGAGUGAUGACAAGAAAGAUUUGGAUGUUGGCAGUCCAACGUUUGCAGCUUCACCCAAGAGUGACGAUAAGUCAGAAAAGCCUCAGACUACAAAUGAACAGGGAGUUAGCAAUGGAUCUGUUUAUAAUAAAAGUGAAGAUGGCUCUGCUAGAAGUGCUCCUAAUAGUCCAUUAGCAAGCAGUGCUGUUGGAAGCCCACACAGAGACCUUGGUGAUGCUGACAUUAGAAGGACUGCCGGUGAAGAUAGCUCACCCCAUUAUCAAGAUGCCAUACAUGAAACCCAAAGUGAUCGUGGUGAUGUCAAGUCUGUGUUUUCUGAGGACAAAUUUUUUGAUGAACCUAAUUGGGGAACCUUUGACACAAAUGAUGAUAUUGAUUCAGUUUGGGGAUUCAAUGCUAGUAGCAUCACCAACGAGGAGAGAGAUCUUGGCAGUGCAGGAGACAACUAUUUCUUUGGCUCUGGAGAACUGGGCCUGAACCCCAUUAAAACAGCUUCACCACGGGCUGGGGACUUCUUCCAGAAGAGCAGUGGAUUCAGUUUUGAUGAUUCUGUACCAAGCACUCCACUUUUCAGCUCAAGCAGCUCCCCUCAAAGGCCCAAAGAGUGGUUGGAAACUGCAUUUGACAACUUGUCAAGAUUUGAUUCUUUCCGAACACAUGAUAGUGUAUCUCUACCUGCGGGGGAGACACUAGCGCGAUUUGAUUCAAUUCGCAGCAGUGUGGAUUAUGAUCAUGGUCAUGGCUUUCCAGCUUUUGAUGACUCGGAUCCCUUUGGCUCUGGGCCGUUUAGGACUUCAUCAGAAAGUCAAACUCCAAGAAGAGGGUCUGAUAGUUGGAGUGCUUUUUAGUUUAGAAGUUCUACCAUUACAAUACAUACAUCAUUUCUGUCUUCAGGCCUUGGUGGAGUGGGUUGUGUGUCUUACUAUUUAGAACCUCCUGUAAUGUAUUCUUUGUAUUUAGCAUGUGUAUUCACUUUUCCUUUGCGGAGGAGUGCUGGGUUCUGUUCAACCUAGCAAUCCACUUCAAAGUUAAGGCCUGCCUGUAAUUUUGGCUUGUUGGUUGAUAAUUUUUAAAGAGAUCGUUGAAGAUAUCUCCACGUGGAGAGGAGAUUGUGAUAUUGAUGAAUGAUGACUAUCUGAUUUGAGUGUUGUUUAA
Lotus japonicus is the source of this 3747-nucleotide messenger RNA. RefSeq lists its product as uncharacterized. Gene Ontology annotation, biological process: endocytosis; endosomal transport. The coding region runs from base 255 to 3440 and encodes 1061 amino acids. The transcript has 13 exons. Gene Ontology annotation, molecular function: protein binding; calcium ion binding. NCBI's taxonomy places the organism in Eukaryota, Viridiplantae, Streptophyta, Magnoliopsida, Fabales, Fabaceae. The record is from RefSeq and is a predicted model, not a curated record. Gene Ontology annotation, cellular component: plasma membrane; cytoplasm; nucleus.